AUGGUACCUGAGACCUCUAGAGCUCAAUCCAUGGCGAUCUAUACGACUAAACCGAAGGUUAUAAAUCGCAUAUCCCCUCACCCCCUCAACACUUCAACACCUUUGCUGCCUCGAAAAGCCCUCAAAAGCGCCUCAAGCCCCUACUUUGCAGCAAUGCCAUUUCACGAGAAAGAAUUCAGUACUCCACCACCCCAUCCACCAGUUGGCACACCACAAAACUCCAAAUCUGCACUGCCUUGGUACUCCAUCGCACCAGGAGUAUGGGAAUUCCUCUUGAACGGCGACACGCAAGAAAAGGCCGCGUUACAAUGGUGGGAGCCCGAUACUAUCUCGGCUCAGACCGAGCAAAUAACACACACAUACAUUGAAGAGGUGUGCACCCUGCGUGGAGGAUUGGAGGAUCUUACGCUCGGGCAGUCGUGGGGUAUUGGUGCCUAUGCUUAUAGACAGCCGGGUAUGAAGCAUGGGCCUUAUCGGGCUGCCAAAGAAGGCUGUUUACAGUUCGUGAAGAUUAUACCGUCAAAAUAG
Molecule: messenger RNA, 528 nt
Organism: Penicillium salamii
Lineage: Eukaryota; Fungi; Ascomycota; Eurotiomycetes; Eurotiales; Aspergillaceae
Source: the annotation of a GenBank genome assembly